Panicum virgatum (switchgrass) is the source of this 629-nucleotide messenger RNA. RefSeq lists its product as uncharacterized. Lineage: Eukaryota; Viridiplantae; Streptophyta; Magnoliopsida; Poales; Poaceae. Bases 137 to 364 code for a protein of 75 amino acids. The record is from RefSeq and is a predicted model, not a curated record. The transcript is spliced from 2 exons.
UGGCACGCUCGGCCGUCGCCUCCGGCACUCACCGCUACUCCACCGCUGCCAACCAUAGUAAGCAAGCAAGGCAAUUCAUCACCGAGCUAGCUCGUCAGGUACUAGCACGCAGAGAAAAGCUACGAGAUCAUCGUCCAUGGCCAACUUCGCCGCUCAGCUCAAGGACAAGCUCCUCGGCCUCGUCGACCGCGUUGUCAGCUGGGGCGGCCGCGGCGCCGGCGCGGCCGCCGGCGCCGGCGCUAACAAGGAUGUACCCGAGGCGCCCGCUAAGUUGCCAAAUGUUCAGCCCAUUGCGAUCAAGCCGAGAGAUCCCAACGUGAGCCAAGGAUCAAAGGCCGGCUUCAACGGAGACCAGCUGCGUUAAAUAAACGACUCGACGUGUUCAUUGUUGUCGCGUGCAUGGUUGAUAACUUGGUAUAUAUGCUUGCCCGUGUUCCAAAUAAGAAUACGUUGUAUACUUGUAUGUGCAGUAUCGAUUCUCCUCUUCCGAUCAAUUGGUUGUAAUGGAACCUUGAGAUUUAUUUUUUAUAUUUCCUUUCGAAGUUUCCCUUUGAUCCAUGAGGAUUUGGGCGUGUAUUUUUCUUUUGAAACAUGCAACCUCAAUAAAAAUAGAGAUUUGAUUAAAGGUA